This is a messenger RNA of Bactrocera dorsalis (oriental fruit fly), 18815 nucleotides long. RefSeq names its product voltage-dependent calcium channel type A subunit alpha-1 (gene cac). Bases 2522 to 8329 code for a protein of 1935 amino acids. The transcript is spliced from 34 exons. Gene Ontology annotation, cellular component: membrane; voltage-gated calcium channel complex. Gene Ontology annotation, biological process: chemical synaptic transmission; calcium ion import across plasma membrane. NCBI's taxonomy places the organism in Eukaryota, Metazoa, Arthropoda, Insecta, Diptera, Tephritidae. The record is from RefSeq and is a predicted model, not a curated record. Gene Ontology annotation, molecular function: calcium ion binding; high voltage-gated calcium channel activity.
AUAGCAAGUCGAGCAAAUUAUUUAGAAAAUGUGAAAUUAUAUGUAUGGGAGGUUUAAAGAAGUGCUAUUAAAUCAUAGAUGUGUCUGGACGAUGUGACGCCAUUGAAAUAAAGUGCAAGUUUCCGUAAUUUGAUUGCCUAUUAAUGUUUUGAAGGCGGAAAACUAUUUGUUUAAAGUAUCAAUUAGCCGCAGUGACGUGAAUCUUCCAUCCCACAUUCCGUUGCAUGUUCUCCCCCACAGCGUAACGUCAUUCGAAUUCCCACACAUACACACACAAGCAUGCAUACAUGCAGUCGAGGAGAAACGUCAAAACUGACAUAAGCGCCACUUAGCGUUGGCAAUGCCACCAAUGAACCCUGCGCACAGAGGGUUGGCAGGCGCACUUCCUUGCUUCCUUGCGAGUUGUAACGGUACUGCCGUAUGGGCGACAGGGAUGACUCGUUAUCAACGGCACAAUGCAAAACAAAGACGCACAGUGCUGCAUUCAAAGUGGAUACGUAUACUUUGUGUACAUUUUGGCCAGUUGGUUGUCCGCUAGGCUUCUGCACCGUGUGGCAUAUGCUCGUUUCGUUCUAUUUGGGGCCUUCCAGGUCGCUCACGCGCGCAUAGCACACAAACAUGCCAACAGACAUUCACUGGCCUGGCUGACGCACACAUGCAAACGCCAGCCAAGAUACACGCACACAGCGACACAUGCAUAACGGUAAUAGCAGCAAUGUAGCUGCUUGUAAUACAUUGUGACCAAGUUGAAGUGUAAGGUUCGUUGAAUUUUCCCCCGAAUGGUUAGACAAAAUCGUUGAUAGCUCCAGGAAAAUUCUCAGAAAAAUUGGGGAAGGAUUUAAUGUGGUGAAAUACAGAGAUAUAAAACAAAACAAAAACAAACCGAAUUAAUUGAAAAUAGCUUACAGCAAAUAGAAAAAAGUUACAAACUAAAUUUUUUACAGUAAAAUAAGUACAUAGAAAUAAAAAAGUUAAAUACAAGUAAUUGUUUAUAAAAUAAUCAAAUCAAAGCCAGGCGUAUCACGCACACCACUGCCUCCCCAAUAAAAAAAAAAUUAAAUUAAAAUAAAAAUUGCGUGAAAAUUAAGAAAAAAAAUGAAUCUCCAAUAUCUCUACAUACUCCAAUGUAUGCAGGUGUGAGUGUGUGUGCGUGUGUUUAUGUUUGCAAAUCGCCAAAAUCGUCGCAAUUCUCAUCUGUAAAAUUCAACCUCAACUCAUCAUAAUCAGCCAACAACACCUGUAAAUAUUCAACAACAAACAAACGUAGUCCAUUUGAGGCCGACUAUAUACUACCUAAAAAGCAAAAACAUAUACAAAUAAAUAUCGAAAAGUUCGGCGUGUAUACCGAAAAUUUAAUUGCAAUUGAAGUUUACUAAUGAAUGGAAAAAAUAAAGCAACUUUCAGCCGCGUUAAAUUAUAAGAAGUGCAACAUUGCAAAUGUGUGUAAAUAAAAAUUUUCUAAUUAAUCUGUGAUUUCUGUGAUUUAUUUUCUCUCGCAUUGAAUUUGCAAAUAACCAGAAAAUUAGUGAUUUCGCAACUUAUGCUAAAUACAAAGAUUAAACAAAUCAGCGGGUGAAAGUCAAAAGUCAAAGUAGGCUUCAACUUGGGUUAUCGCUGACAGUGGUGACAUAUAGUGGCAUUGAAUUAUAUUAAUCUAGUGAAAUAGUAAAUUAAUCAAAAGUAAAAACUAAACUAACCUGAUAUAAAUACUAAUAAUAAUACAACAUAAUAAAUGCUUAAGCAAUAAGUUACUGUAAAUAAAUGCAACAAGGUAGAAACUCCGUAUACUCAUCGAACCAAAGGAUUCAUCUUAACUUAAUAAUAACCAAUGCAACGGCGAUAAGAAACUACACUUAAGCAAAAAAUAAUCAUUAACGCACGGGAAAUAUAACUGCUAGUCAACAACAGCAACAAAUUAACUGAAGCUAAUUAGUGUAAAUCGUCCAUUACGUAGCUUGUGUAUAUAACAACUGCACACGCCUACCGCCUACUACGUAUAUAAGCAUUUACAUCGCUGACUGCUGCAUCAAAACUGCAGUACAUACAUACAAACGUAAACAUUUGCGCGCUUGGCGGCGUUUAGUUAAAUUUGUCAUUUUUGUAUGGCUUGAGAUUCGCCACUAACAAAAAUACCACACAAAUACAUAUACUUAUUUAUUGCUUCGUUAAUUUUGCAAAAUAGAGUUUCCUUCGCCGUAAACGUCUGCUUCGAAUUUUCUGUUCUUUUCACUUCGUAUUUAUCUUCUUCUUCGAUCAACGCGUUAAACUGUUCGUGUCAUCAGUGUUAAAUGUCAAAUAGUCGAUUGCUUGCCACGUAAAUGACGUGUCAAUCCGGAGAAAUGAGUGUAGUCGUGCAUCUGGUGUAGCACAACUAUGGCCAAGCGGUCUUCUAUAAACCAUCAGAAUUUGGAUACAUUGACGGUUGGCAGCGGCUCAGGAAGCGGCGCUAGCAGGGCAUCAACAGGGCUCCACAAGCGGGGGGCACUCGGGUCGAAGGGGAGCCCAUCGCUUAGCUGAUAGAAUGGGUGGCCCAAAGAAAGACGACACACCACCCGGUGGUGGUCCAACAUCAUUAUUUAUCCUCACCGAGGAUAAUCCAAUUAGAAAAUACACACGAUUCAUCAUUGAAUGGCCGCCCUUCGAGUAUGCUGUGUUAUUGACAAUCAUUGCCAACUGUGUUGUGUUGGCUUUAGAAGAACAUUUGCCUGGGAGUGAUAAAACAGUAUUGGCUCUGAAACUGGAAAAAACGGAGACCUAUUUUUUAUGCAUUUUCUGUGUAGAAGCAUCGCUCAAGAUCCUUGCCCUAGGGCUUGUUCUGCAUAAACACUCCUACCUCAGGAAUAUUUGGAACAUCAUGGAUUUUAUCGUCGUAGUAACGGGAUUUAUGGCACUGCUCCCACAAAAAUGGAUUGAGGUAGAUCUAAAAACAUUAAGGGCUAUACGUGUGCUAAGGCCCUUAAAAUUAGUCUCUGGAAUUCCUAGUCUACAAGUAGUUUUAAAAUCCAUUAUAAAGGCUAUGGCGCCGUUGCUUCAAAUUGGACUUUUAGUCUUGUUUGCGAUCGUUAUAUUUGCAAUCAUCGGACUCGAGUUCUAUUCGGGUGCCCUGCAUAAAACUUGUUAUAGUUUGGAAGAUCUGAGAAGGUCCGUUAAGGAAGGCGAAUCAGAGACACCCUGCUACUCGGAUAAUUCAUCGAUGAGAGCGACUGGUUCAUUCACAUGUGAUUAUAACACGAGUAUGUGUCUGGAUAAAUGGGAAGGGCCAAAUUGGGGCAUUACUAGUUUUGAUAAUAUCGGCUUUGCCAUGUUGACUGUGUUCCAAUGUAUCACAAUGGAGGGCUGGACAGCAAUACUGUAUUGGACCAACGACGCUUUAGGUUCAGCAUUUAAUUGGAUAUAUUUCGUGCCUCUUAUAGUUAUAGGCUCAUUUUUUAUGCUCAACUUAGUUCUCGGUGUCCUUAGCGGUGAAUUCGCAAAAGAACGUGAAAAAGUAGAAAAUAGACAAGAGUUUCUUAAACUUAGAAGACAACAUCAGCUAGAAAGAGAAUUGAACGGCUAUGUUGAAUGGAUUUGUAAAGCUGAGGAAGUGAUCUUAGCCGAAGAGCGUACAACUGAGGCGGAAAAAAUGCACAUAAUGGAGGCACGGAGAAGAAAUGCAGCGAAGCGUAAAAAACUGAAAAGCUUAGGCAAAUCGAAGUCAACAGACACAGAAGAGGAGGACGGUGAAGAAGACUACGGGGACGAUGAGGGUGGUGAAAAGGGCGAUGAAGGAUAUCUAAAAUCACGCCCUAAACCUCAAGGCAGCUGUACGGGCUUUUGGCGGGCCGAAAAGCGCUUCCGCUUCUGGAUACGACACACUGUGAAAACACAAUGGUUCUAUUGGUUUGUCAUCGUACUCGUAUUCCUGAACACUAUGUGCGUCGCAGUAGAGCACUAUGAUCAACCACAAUUUUUAACAGAUUUUUUAUAUUAUGCUGAAUAUGUCUUUUUGGGUCUAUUCAUGUCGGAGAUGUUCAUCAAGAUGUAUGCGCUGGGACCGCGCACCUAUUUCGAAUCGUCGUUUAAUCGAUUCGAUUGUGUCGUCAUUAGUGGUUCGAUAUUCGAAGUUAUAUGGUCCGAAGUGAAAAGCGGUUCAUUCGGUUUAUCCGUAUUGCGAGCGCUACGUUUACUUCGUAUCUUCAAAGUGACCAAAUAUUGGUCAUCCUUGCGAAAUCUUGUGAUUUCGUUGUUGAACUCGAUGAGAUCCAUCAUUUCACUGUUGUUCCUGCUCUUCUUAUUCAUUCUAAUAUUUGCACUACUUGGCAUGCAAUUGUUUGGCGGGCAAUUUAGUUUUAAAAGCGGUACCCCCGAAACAAAUUUCAACACAUUUCCCAUAGCCUUACUUACAGUCUUUCAAAUUCUAACCGGUGAAGAUUGGAAUGAAGUCAUGUAUCAGGGAAUUAAAUCACAAGGUGGCUAUAAGAAAGGAAUGAUUUAUUCUGUAUACUUUAUCGUUUUGGUACUCUUCGGUAAUUAUACACUGUUAAACGUAUUCUUGGCUAUCGCUGUCGAUAAUUUAGCGAAUGCCCAAGAAUUGACAGCUGCCGAAGAGGAGCAAGUCGAGGAAGAUAAGGAGAAGCAAUUGCAGGAGCUUGAAAAGGAGAUGGAGGCGCUGCAAGCAGACGGCGUCCACGUAGAGAACGGUGACGGCGCAUCCAUACCGAAUAAGGCAAAGAGUAAAAAGAAAGAAGAGGAAAAGAAGGAGGAAGAAGAAGUGACGGAGGGUCCAAAACCAAUGUUGCCAUACUCAUCUAUGUUUAUACUAUCACCAACGAACCCUAUACGCCGCGGCGCACAUUGGGUUGUUAAUUUGCGAUAUUUUGAUUUUUUCAUAAUGAUCGUCAUCUCAUUGUCAUCGAUAGCGUUAGCAGCCGAAGAUCCUGUUCGUGAGCAUUCGUCACGAAACGAAAUCUUAAAUUAUUUCGAUUAUGCAUUUACCGGCGUAUUCACAAUAGAAAUGUUACUAAAAAUUGUAGAUUUAGGCGUUAUAUUACAUCCAGGCAGCUAUUUAAGAGAAUUCUGGAAUAUUAUGGAUGCUGUGGUCGUUGUAUGCGCUGCUGUUAGUUUCGGUUUCGAUAUGAGCGGUAGCAGCGCUGGACAAAAUUUAUCAACCAUCAAAUCGUUGCGCGUACUGCGCGUCCUGCGGCCAUUGAAAACCAUCAAGCGUGUACCAAAAUUGAAAGCCGUCUUCGACUGCGUAGUGAAUUCAUUGAAAAAUGUUGUUAACAUUCUAAUCGUGUACAUAUUAUUUCAAUUUAUAUUUUCCGUAAUUGGUGUACAAUUGUUCAAUGGGAAAUUUUUUUAUUGUACGGACGAAAGUAAACAUUCUUCCGAAGAGUGCCAGGGUUACUAUUUUAAAUAUGAGGAGGACGAGUUACUUCCAAAGCAGGAAGAGCGCAUUUGGCGGCCGCGUAGUUUUCACUACGAUAACGUGGCGGCGGCAAUGCUGACGCUUUUCGCGGUACAGACCGGCGAAGGAUGGCCACAAGUUCUACAACACUCAAUGGCUGCCACGUAUGAAGAUAGGGGUCCCAUACAAAAUUUCCGGAUCGAAAUGUCCAUAUUUUAUAUUGUGUAUUUCAUUGUAUUUCCAUUCUUCUUCGUGAAUAUAUUCGUGGCCUUGAUUAUCAUAACAUUUCAAGAGCAAGGCGAGGCUGAGUUGCAAGAUGGUGAAAUUGAUAAAAACCAGAAAUCCUGCAUAGAUUUCACAAUAGGCGCGCGGCCGCUCGAACGGUAUAUGCCCAAAAAUCGAAACACGUUCAAGUACAAAGUCUGGCGCAUUGUAGUCUCGACGCCAUUCGAAUAUUUUAUAAUGAUGCUAAUUGUGUUCAAUACUUUACUGCUUAUGAUGAAGUAUCAUAACCAAGGUGAAAUGUAUGAGAAAUCACUUAAAUAUAUCAACAUGGGAUUCACGGGGAUGUUCAGCGUUGAGACCGUACUGAAAAUCAUUGGAUUUGGCGUUAAGAACUUCUUCAAGGAUCCGUGGAACAUUUUCGAUCUGAUCACCGUUGUGGGCAGUAUUGUCGAUGCGCUUUGGAUGGAGUUCGGGUCGAACUCAAUCAACGUUGGCUUCCUGCGUUUAUUUCGUGCGGCGCGUCUCAUAAAAUUACUCCGUCAAGGAUACACGAUACGAAUCCUGUUGUGGACAUUUGUACAAUCGUUCAAAGCACUUCCAUAUGUCUGUUUGUUAAUAGCCAUGCUCUUUUUUAUUUAUGCUAUUAUUGGAAUGCAGGUGUUUGGGAAUAUCAAACUAGAUACAAUGGAUAAUACCAUUACUAGGCACAACAACUUCCAAUCAUUUAUACAAGGCGUCAUGUUGCUAUUCAGAUGUGCAACUGGCGAGGCGUGGCCGAACAUUAUGCUGGCGUGCCUUAAGGGGAGGCCAUGCGAUGAAGAGGCCGACAAAGGCAACGAAACAUGCGGGUCAACGCUGGCAUAUGCAUAUUUUGUAUCAUUUAUAUUCUUUUGCUCAUUCCUCAUGUUGAAUUUAUUCGUUGCCGUUAUUAUGGAUAAUUUUGAUUAUCUUACAAGAGACUCCAGUAUAUUGGGUGCCCAUCAUUUGGACGAGUUCGUUCGUAUAUGGGCUGAAUAUGAUCCAAAUGCGACUGGUAGAAUACAUCAUACGGAAAUGUAUGAUAUGUUAAAAAAUAUGGAUCCUCCGUUGGGGUUCGGUAACAAAUGUCCCAAUCGCCUCGCCUAUAAGAAACUAAUACGUAUGAAUAUGCCGUUAGAUGACGAAAUGAGAGUACAAUUUACAACGACGCUUUUUGCGUUGAUACGCGAAAAUUUGAGCAUUAAGAUGCGAUCUGCGGAGGAAAUGGAUCAAGCGGAUAUGGAACUUAGGGAAACCAUAACGAAUAUUUGGCCUUUGCAAGCGAAGAAAAUGUUAGAUUUGCUUGUACCACCCAUAGACCAACUGAAUAAAGGAAAGUUGUCAGUUGGCAAAGUGUACGCCGGCCAAUUGAUAUUGGAGUCGUGGCGUACGACGCGGUUCGGACAAAUCGAUUCUGGCAUGCCGAAACAAUCGUUCUUCAACUGCCUGCUCGAUAUGGCCGCACUCGAUAAGGGCGGAUCGCGCCAGGGUUCAAUUAGCUACGAAGCGAACGGCGACGGUGGUGCCAACUCACAAACGCACUUAUUAGCAAACACAAAUCAUCAUCACCUGAACGGUGAUGCCGAACACAAUAGUUUGGCAUCACUGGCUCGCCGGACUACAAUCAAAAAACGUUCCGUUAGAAACAAAAAGGUGAAUAAGUUUGACACACUUCCAGUGAUGCUGGAGCUGCAGGAUGCCUCGAGACAUCCCUCGCAGGAAUCCUUAACCGGUGCCGAUGCUGGUCAUUUACAUCCUGGUCACGCGUAUCACAAUGGUCAUCAUCGUCGUUCGCCAAGUUUAAGACAUAACGGAUCUCCAUUGGCCAGAUCUCCAAGUCCUAGACGGCGAGGCCAUCAAUACAUACAUCAUGAUAUUGGGUUCUCCGAUACCGUAUCUAAUGUUGUAGAGAUGGUCAAGGAGACCCGUCAUCCUAGGCACGGAUAUGGACAUCCGCGUUAUCCAAGAGGUUCAUGGUCAGCAUCGACAAGUCCGGCCCGUUCGCCCUCGCCUUCUCGUUAUGGUGGCCAUUAUUCGCGCAGUAGGCGUACAGAACUGCCUUUUCCCACAUAUGGGACAACAAGUCUAUGUCAAAGAUCACGUUCGCCGAGUCCCGCUCGACUUCAGGAGAUGCGUGAACGAGAUAGACUUGGUUAUGGGAUUGAUAUGGGUGGUACUCAUGUUCAGUACAGUUACCCAACGCUGGCAUCGCGACGUGCUGGCAUGGGUCGACGUCUACCACCGACACCAAGUAAACCAUCAACACUACAGCUGAAGCCAACCAAUAUUAAUUUUCCAAAACUUAACGCAAGUCCAACACAUACACAUCACUCGACACCCCAUAGUGUUCAUUCUUUGCCACACCACCGUGAUCUGCUGCGGGAUCGUGCGAUGUACCGCGACCUGUAUAGCAGUAGAGAACGCGAUCGUGAUCGAGAGCGAUAUCGAGAUCACCUUCGCGACUACGAUAUGCGGUAUGAGUAUCGGGAUCAUGAACGUGAACUCUAUGAGAGAGAGCGUGAUCGUCAAAGGGAUUUCGAAAGAGAAAGACUGGAAUAUAUAGCGCCGCUGUCGUUUGAACAAGCGCUCGCUAUGGGCAGAACGGGUCGUGUACUGCCGUCACCCGUUCUAAAUGGCUAUAAGCCAAAAGGUGGCUUACACGCACGACAUUCGGAUUCGGACGAGGAGGACUGGUGCUAGCAAAGGCUUUGAUUGCGAUUGCGUAAUCGAAGGGAACAGAUCUGGGUAUAGCAUCAAGCCAUAUUUCCAUCACUUUCUGCACCGGAUUUAGACCAUAAUUUUGAUACAAUACCGUUGCAACACUUCACAGCUGCAUCCGAUACCGAUAUAUUAGAAACCACAUUCAUAAAUACUGCCACAGCUGCUGUUGUUAAUAUUAAUGAUGACACCGAACCGGAUGCUGCUACACUUUUACGAAUGGGUGCCAGAGCCGCAACAGAACCCGCAAUUUCUGGCUUAGAUGUGGAUCAGGGCGAGCAUAGCCGUCUAAGCUCCGUCUACAGACAGUUUUCUUUGGUUCUGCCACAUUCAGAAACGGCCCCAGAAUGUGAUAUAGCUACUACGCGAAUAUAUUCUGAUCACGAGCUUUUCCAACCAAAUCAACAGCAUACACAGUAUGCAGUCAGUGAACCACACACGCCGUUAACCAGGUACUUGCAACAGCAGCCCACGAUGACAGCAACAACACAACCCGAACAACAUGUGUAUCAUACGUUGUAGACGCCGAUAAAUACAUAUACACAUACAAGUACAUAAGAAAAUAUUCAGCUAAAGCCAGUACGCUAAUAUAGACAUUAAAAUAGAUUGUGACUACAAUAGCAGUUAGCUGAUGAAUUAUAUAAUUGCAUACAGACAUGUGUACAGAGCACUUAACACGUUACACAUUACCAUACACACUCAUUCCAAAUAUUCGGAUAUUUAAAUCUCAAAAAAGCUGAUUCUCAAGUUAGGCGUAUACAAAUAUCAUUUGAAAAUAUUUUUUUCCACUUUUUCAUAGCAAAAUAUUUCAGCAUAAACAUAAUUUAUACACGAAUGUAUAUAUAUAGUUAUGUGUGUAUGUAUAAAUAAAUAUGCAUAUUUGGAUGCAUAGGUACUGCCUUGUUUCUGUUGAAGUUUGGUCCAAAGCAUUACUGCAACUACUGCACUCAAACGCAUGCAUACACAUACAUAGGCAUAUACUAGGAAAUUGUUAAUUGUAUUCUACAUACAUACAUACAUACACAUUUGUUUAAACAUUUGUUAAGAGACUUUUAACUAUGCAUUAAACUCUGUUGGUAGCUUUAAAUAACAAAUGUGGACAUAGUACAUUAUCAUACAUACAUACAUAUAUACAAUCAAGCAUUUAUUCAUACACAUUUGCAUACACAUUGAAGUAAGACAAAAAAAGACUUCUUUCGUCGUUUACAUAUAUUUUAGUGUUAAUUAUAAAAUGGAUUAGCUUGAAGCGAAAUGAUUUUAUUCAAUAGAUUUAGCGAAAACAGUAAUAAAUAUAAAUACAAAUACAACUAAAACACACAUACACAUAAACUCCAAAUUUAUUAAAUGGCAAAGGGAAAUGGGGCCAAAAGCGUAAAACAUAGUCUAAUUUGCCUAAAACUCCUUGAGGAUUUGUAUAGCGAAUGGGGGAAUCGUAUGGAAUAGCAAAUUUUAAUUACCGUAUAUUUUUUAUUUGAACUAUAUUCACACAUACAUACUUGUAGCCAUAAUAAUAUACACAUAUAUACCGUAGAUAGCCAAAAUCACGAUAGCAUAAAGUGAACUUGUAGAAAUGCAAUAUAUUGUAAUUUUAACACACAUUCUAAAAAGAGUAAAUACAUAAUGCAUACAUACAUAUACUUAUACAUACAUACACUUAUGUAACCAUGCACGAAGCAAAUAAAAAUUAUGAAAAAUAUUAAUAGGUUUUUACACUGAAGCCAAGCAAAGUUUAGAGUAGCAAGUUUUUAAAAUGCAUUUAAUGAGAAAAAAUGCAAAACUUGAAGUCUGAAUACAGAAAGCAGGCAAAUUAUGGACACACACACAUAUUACGGAAAAUAAACCAUUCACGAAAACGGCUACAUAACACGACACUAAAGCAUUUUCUCCACAUGACACUAGAUUCUGACCAGAACAAAGGCACUCAAGCACUGUGUUAAUAACAUUGAUAAGAAAUGGCCAAAAUUUCGCUUGGAGUCUCGUGAAGUGACUAGCCACACAUACCAGGGUGACAUGAUCAAAGCAUUUUUGAAGUAAGAAACGAUUACGUGCGCACUGUGAUAGAAAUACACAUAUAUGUAUGUAUAUAAUAUUGCCUUUGGGUACAUUAUAACUGUGGGAAGAAUAUUUUUAUGGUGGAAUUUGAACUAAAGAUCUCAUAAAUGUCCAACCAAGGCGACGUAAUCAGGCAAUUGAGGAGCCACGAAUGUAGUAACCGCAUACUGGCCAACAAUGGAUCUAGUACUACCACGAGUUCAUGCCUUCACAAUCAAACAACAAGUUUUUAAUUAGUUUUCGUAUGCGUCAAUGGGUUUCAUUCGUUCAUAUAUUCGAAAUAAAUAAAUGAUUAAGGAUUGUGGUUCACAUUUUUUUUAGCUAUAAGUGAGAAUUGUUGAAUCACUUUUUUUGUUGUCAAAAUUUAUUGUCUGGAAUUGAGAGAAAUCUGAAACGCAAGUAACACUAAGCUGCCAGCAGACUUCUUGUUAGCAGUGAAAAUUAAGAAAAUAGUUUUGACGAUAGUAUGCCGCUAUACUCAUCGAUAACUGGAAAAUAUUAUAAUGAUAUACUAUACAUAUGGUAGAUGCUUUAUUGUGUUAAGUUAAAAUCUGCUGAUGUCAAUAAGAGCAAAUACAUUAUAAUCAUAGAAAGAUCAAUGAAAUCAUGUGUCAACCACAAUUCUUAAGCAUUCCAUUGAAGACUGAAUGUAGGCGAAGGCUAGAAGUCCAUUAUUUUCUCCACAAGUGUAGUCAGCAAAAUCGCUUGCACUAUCACACAUCCACACAUACACAUUUAUAUGCCUGUCAACACUGUGCCGUUGCACAUGCACAUCUCAACACAAACAAAGAUACCAUAUUUGUUUCGAAGUCUGCAAUAACACAUCAAACGAUACUGGUCGAAAGUAAAACUUAAUUUAAUAAAAUUCCAAAAUCUCGAACAUACGUAGUUAGUGUGGAAAUAUCUGAUUCAUAAUAUUUUGUAAAUAAUCGCGAAAUCGAAAAAUGUAAAAAUUUACCUAAAAAUAAGCUAAAUGUAUUAACAUAAUAGGCAUAUACAAAAAAUAUAUAUUUAAAUAAAAAUACAAAUUCAAAAUACGGUGGACGAAACAGCGCACAAAUAAAUUAUGAAUUCCCAAAGAGUAGAAACAAAUAAACUAAAAACUAACAAAGCCAUAUAUAACAUUAAACAUAAUAAAAAGAUGGCAGCAUCCAUCUGUACAGUUUUUUUAGUUCGCAUAUGAAGUGUAAAUUAAAAAUAUUCGCAACAACUUUGGUUACUUUAAAUAAGAAUCGUUCAUGUAUUAUUUCGAUUAAGUCAAAUGUUGGAUAAAAUUGAAAAAAAAUAGUAAACCCGUAUAUUUUCGUUAUUUUUUAACACUUGACCUUUUAUGACAUUAAGAAAAAUGUUUCCAGCUUACAGUUUGACAUUUAACUACAUUUCAAUAAUUAGUACGUCCCCCAAGUUCCAAAAAAAACAUUUUCUACGGAUUUAGAAAUACAUCUUCUUUUUCUUCUUUAUUGGCGUAGACACCGCUUACGCGGUUACAGCCGAGUUUAGAAAUAUGUACAUAUGUAUAUGAUAUAUAUUCAAAGUAAACAUUUUAUAUUGCCAGCGGUUCGAAAGCGCGAUUACAAAUAAUAAGUUCUAGUUGCAAUCUGCAGUGGGUGUAAGGGUUUCAUAUAUCAGUGUAAAAUUACAUUUAUUGCGAUGAAUAUUGCUAAAUAAUUAUGCAAAAAUUUAUUCUUUCGUGGCUAUAUAUAAUAUAUACAUAUAAAUAAAUUAGCGUUUUUGUCCAUUCAAAUGUUGUGACGAGAGAGACGAUGUCGUUUUAUAUUUUUCUUGAAAAUUUCAUUAACAAUCGCUUCAACCGAAGGCAGUGGAAUCGUGAUGGGCGGCUUAAUAAAAGAAACGUGAGACCUAAGUACAAGUAUGUAAAAGUUGCGAACUGCUAAUAAAUUUAAAAACCUUUUGAGCGAAAUUGCUAUGCCCGUACAUUUGGCAUUGUCCGUCGCGGAUAAUCAUGUUUGUUGUUGGUUAGAACAGGCAAAGCCGGGUCUUGAGGGUUGGACCUUAAUUUAACAAUUUAACUUAUAAUUUAUGUUAAAAGAAGCUGUCAAAAUAUAUAAUUUCUCUAAACCUUUUGUAUUGAAUUUCCACUUACUCUAUUAAAAAAAAUUAUUCAUCAAAUCGUAUAAACGACUUUAAAGAUUUAAUGAAAAUACAUAUGUACAUGAAUUUGCUUAACAAACAGUGUGCAACACUAAUUUGCAUUUUCAAGUAUCUUUGCCCUUAGAUAAUUUCAGGGAACUUUAUUGUUCGAGCAAUUGUUGUUAUAUUAUCACUAUUCACACGCAUUUAAAUAAAAGCACUUCUGUAAAUUUUGUGGGCUUUAAGCAAUUUAAUAUCCACACUAAUCUGCCCUAGUUCUUCAAAAAAGUCUUUGCUACAAAUUUGUGUUUUUUAACUAAACUCUAAUUAAAGAUAAUUGUAAAUAACUUUUGUUACUUUUUUUAUAUUCUCUUAUAUACAUAUGUAUAUUUCUAUAUUUUAUUAUAUUCGAAUGUGUUUAUCAAGUCCACACAUAGCAUAAAGAUUUCGUUUAUAUUAAAAUUUUGAUAAUAAUAUCUGUAAUGCAGUUUUCGUUUUAUUUCAUAGUUAAAUAAAUCAUUACUUUUCACUAAGAGUACGAAUCGUUGUUUUAUAAAAUAUCAAAGUAUUCAUCUCAAUCAGUUUUUAUUAUAAAAACAUUAUAAAAAACUAUACGACAACAAAAAAUUAAAGAAAUCGCAUAACCGUAAUAAAGCCACACACAGUCAUAAUCUCAUCCACACAAUGCAUGCCUACAUAAAAAAUAUUAACACAAUUACAAACAUACUAUAAAUAAUGCAAAUAUGAAACCAAAUCGAAGUAUCUUGAUCUGUUCCUUAGGUAAUACGAGAACGAUAGGUAAAUAUGCAAUACUGAAAAUAUAAUAAUUCAUAGCUACAUUGUAAGGAAUAACAUAAAAGAAAACUAAUUCACUAGAUUAAUGAAAACAAAUAUUGCUAAAAAUAAAUAUUUCGUAAAUAACGUUAGAUAUUGUACUUUAAAUAAUGGAAAAAUAAUAAAUAAAAAUUAUGUAAAUUUUUGAAUUAAUACAUUAUUCCUUGAGAAUAAAUUGCCUGCGUGUGAAAUUUAAACAUGAACGUGAAAUACUGAGCUAGUCGUAUAAAAUAUUUUAUAUGAAACCUAAAACUGAAUAAAAACCAAAAACAAAUAAAAAACAAAAAAACAACAAAACUUACCAAAAAAUAACAACUUGCCCUUACUUGUAUUAAAAUUAAAAAAAAAACACGAAAAAGAGAAAAUAUAGUGCAGAUAAAAUAGAGUUUAAUAUUGAGCAAAAAGAAAACCAAUAAAUUAUUAAUACAAAUUAGCGCGAUUAAGGCAUAAAUUGAACUUACCUAUAUAAGAGAAAAUUUAAAAUAAAAAAUUCAAAUGGUAAAUAUUUAAUGAUUAAUACUGUAAUGUAUUUAUGGAUAUAAUAACAAUAUAACACCUGCCUUCAAUAAAUUUUAUUAUACUUUAUUAAAAAAGCAAAGAAGAAUCAUAAUAUGAGCAAAUGAAAGUAAUCAUUACUUUUUAUUAUUAGGAAUUCAAAAAAAUGAAAAACCAAAAAAAAAGAAAACAAAAAAUAAUAAUUAUAAGAACAUAAAAUAAUUAUAAAUUUACGUAAAACCAAGCCAACUUUUACAAUUGUAAAUUAAACGUAACUGAAAAUUAAAUUUUUUUUUUAGAUAUUUAAAUUAUGACGUUGAAAUGGAAAAAUCAGCACUCAUUUCAUACUAAAAAAGUAAAAUCAAAUGCAUAAAAUAAAACCAAACAAAAGCAAAUAGAAACAGAAACUUUACCAUUUGAAAUGUAAAAACUGCGCAGUGAACACAUACAGACACACUCCAAUUUAAAAAGCAUAAAUCAUUCAUCAAACGCCUGUCAACACAACCAAAGGUUACCGAAUUGUCCCUAAAAGCGUUUACAAAUCAUGUGAUUAUACUAUACAUCGGUUAUUAAACUAUUUCUUUACCUUAGUUCAAUUAGUUCAACCAAUCUAUCAUUUUCAUAAAUUUCGCGCUUGUUUUUAUACAAAUGUGCUUUAUGUAGUCUAGUAUUGUGAAUGUCUGCUUAAAAGAAUUCUUAGGAUUGCACUUGAAAACUUUCAAAGCGUUCGUUUCACUAUUUUAUCGUCAUCAGAUUAUUUCAUUUUACAGUUCUGUAAUCAAACUUUGAAGAAAGGUUAUCCGCAAUAAGGUUCCAUAUAAUCAAUAGAAUACAAAGAUGCCAAAAACACGCGAGUAUUCACCACAUUUUGUUGAUACAAAAUUAUUUUGGGUGUUAAAAAUAUAAUAUAAUAUAUUCAACUACCACUCGAUCCUAUAAAUUUUCAAAAGUAUACAUUUUAAUUCAGAGUUACGAAUCGAUUUAAACUUCUGUACUUUUACACAAAACAGAAACAAAUUUCGCUUUUGUAGUUCAAAGUAGACACAACGAUAAUACAAAUAAAUAAUUUCCGCCCGCCCUUAUGGCUUUUCAUCGAAAAAUUCUGGUAUUAAAUAAACAUUUUAACUUAAAACGGUUUGAAGAGAAGAGUUUCAAAAGUUUUAAAGAACACUUCCUAAAAACAUGCUAUUCUUCAUUUUUAGUUUAGAUGUGCUUUCAAAACGCAAUGAUUUUAUGUAGAGUUUAACGCUUUAGUGUUUAAUUUUACAUAAAGAUUUUUAUUCAUGAACCAGGUGACACAUUCAGAGUUUCCACAGCCCACAUACGUUUGUGGUAUUCGUUUCCAGAGUAGUUCUAAGUCUCUUUAUUACUCAAAGUUUUGCUCCCACAGAUGGACAAAUAUAGUAAUUUAGAUUUUGUCUUCAUUAUCAAUAUUAUCUUUUGGGUGUGGUAGUGUUUUGUUUUUCGAAAGUUCACAUCUACUUUCGACCCAAAAUUAAACAGUAUAAAAUAAAGUCUUAACCAAUGAUUAUAAAUUCCAGAAAUAUUCACAAAUGAAAUAUGCUCGAUCAAUCAUUAUAGCAUGUCACACUAUGAUACACAGUAUUUUAUUGUAAUUUGAUUGAAAGAUUAUAUCGGAUCGUUUUUAGUUUCUCACAGUUACCACAUAACUCCAUUAGGUUUAUUUCCCAAUUUAACAAUGUUCGAAGUCCAUUCACUUUUUCGAUAUAAACCAAGAAUGAUAGAAAUAAAGACAACCACAGUUUCCUUCCGUAAGUACUAUGAAAAUUUGACCAUUUGUUCUGUUAGAUUUCCGGAAUAUUGUCACUGUCAUACCUGAUAUAAAAAAACGUUAAAAGAAAAUAAGCUCAUGGUAUAUGUACAUAUAAUAUAAAAUAUAAUAUUCUCGUUAUAAAUAUAUGUUUUUUUCUGCCCAAAAAAUAAGAAUACUAUGUUUUUUAAUAUAUACUUCCCUUAUUUGUAAAAAAAAUAAUGACGGCUCAAACUUUUUCGAGUGAGCUGUGAAACUGUUUCACACUUCAAUCCUAACGACCAAUAUCUAUUUUAAGCUGGAUGUGAAUUAUUUAGUGUUCCUCUUGUAACUGCAUAUUACCUAAACAAUUUCUAUGGAAGUAUCCCUACUAAGUAUGUACAAUGAGUUCAUAAAAAAUCCAGAUAUCGAAGCUGUUCCAGUAUGUUGGUGAACAAAUUAUUUUGAUUUUUUUUUCUUUUAACUCAAAAUUCUCUUCAUACACAUACAUAUUAAUAUAUAUACAUAUAAUAGAUGAAUACAUACCAUACCCUAAGGGCUUCAUUAUCUUACGCUUUUAUAUGCCAUUCACUUCGUAUAUAAGAAUCAGACAUUAAUAAAACUUAUAACAAUGAUACAUGCCUGUUUACAUAUACCAUACACAUAGGUAUAUACAUAAAUACCGAAAAUGCGCCAGUUAAGAAAAGCUUCAAACUUAGUCGCUUUGUUUUGAAGAGUGAGUCAAAAGAUUUUACUUCGCUAAUUCAGUUUUUGAAAAAUAUCAAACCAUUUUCCUUUCCCUUUUCACGUAAUCGCAGUAAAAUAUUUAAUAAAUCCAAGUAUUUCAAAUGCAUUUUACCAGUUUUGUAAAUGGCCACUUAACCUUUGGGGUUUGCGAAGUGAUAUAAGCGAUUAUAGAAUACAUAAAGUGUAUAUACGAAAGUCCAUUGGGAAUUUAUUGAAGAAAUCGCAAUUUCAAGUAUAAAAAUUAGUUCACAGCUGCAAGCCCCAAGGUUGAAGGUCAUGAGUGAAAAUCAGAUUGUUAACAACAACGUUUAAAGGUGGGGUUAAAUACCACCACGAAUAGUACCAUUUUCCCAAAACGCUGCGUACAAGAAUAACUAUCCACAAAGGUAAAUAAAUUGUCCACAUGCAUACGAGUACUAAUCAUAGUAAUCAUUGAAAAUAAUAUUAUGAAUCCAGCAAAGCAUUGAUAAAAUGAAAUUUAUAAAAUAAAAUAAGAUUGAAGAAAUACAAAUUUAGUUAAUGUUGUUAUAAACAAUUAUAUUCUAAUUAUUAACAAAAAUAGAAAAAUCCAACCAAUUAAAAUGAGAAAUUUUUUUUUCAAAUAAAUGACGAUCUAAAGAAAAACUGUAUUGCUUUCAUUGCCACUCUGCACUCGUUCGUUAAACCGAGAUGCUUUAAAGAAGUCCCGACACAAAUAAAGCGUUCUUCUACCAUUUAGGCUACGUUGUUAUUAUGCCACUAGUCCUCCUCAAACUCGGCGACUCCAUUUGUGCGACCAUUUUCUUGAGGUCUGUGAUAGUAAAAAUUGGUGUGGCCAGGAUAAGACAGAUACUGAAGCUAUUCGCAUAUUAUUUCAUUAAAAUGUUGUCCAAUUUUUAUCAAUUUCUGAUAUUGUGCACGGUCUUUAUGAACAGCACUUUUAUUUACGCCUGUACAGCCUAUUUUUCCAUACUUUUCAAUUAAAUUCAGCAUUAUCGAUUUUUAUAUGGCCCAUGAGAGAAAAUAGCGCGUUAUAUUAUAUAUAUAAGGGGUGAUCCAAGUAGAGAUACUUUUUUCAAUAGACAUUUUUUGAUCACGUGAGAGUCGUGUCUUGCUAUUUUUGUUCAGUAUUGUUUGGCAUUUCAUCAUGGAAAGACUUACGCCUGAACAGCUUUUAUAAAUCAUUCAACGUUAUUACGAAAGUUCCCGUUAGGAAUAGAAAAUACAGCUUGUAAAAGAACUAAAGCCGUUCGACCUUUCUGCGCGACAUCGCUUUGCUCUAUGGACUCUCGAGAUGUUCCAAUAAGAUGCGCCGUUUUCGAGCCAAACUUUCUUCAGGGAUGAGGCCCACUUCUGGCACAAUGGGUAUGUAGAUAACGGAAAUUGCCGCAUUUGGGACGAAGGGAAUGAAGAGAUUCAAUAGCUGCCAUUUCAUCCAGAAAAAACAACUUUAUGAUAUUUCUACAAAAAUGAUGACGGUGAGAACGUAAGCGACUAUUUGAUACCUGAAAUUGAAACUAGUGAUCUCUGCGACAUUUGGUUUCAAAAAGAUGGCGCCACUUCCUACACAUCGCACCAAUCAAUGGAUUUAUUGAGAGAACACUUCGGUGAACAGAUAAUUUCAAUGAAGUUUCUGUGUUUUUUCUUUAACUUUUCGGCAACCUCGAAAUAGAUCACGCCAUAGUUAGUAUGUUGAUGAAAGUUGAUUCAUGGAGUUGAUAUUAGGUAUGUUGAUUAUACUCAUUUCAAAAUCGAUUUAAUAUAUUUUAACAGCUGUUCUUAACUACCACAAAAGAAAAGAAAUUAGUGUAAAUAGAAAAUUUGCAAGGCAGCUACGCAAAUAAGUGUGCCCGUGCGUACCACUGCGUGCCAGCGCGUUUCAGUUGGAUCACUUACUAUAAAAGCCACUGACAAUAAGAUGUUCAGCAGUAGACGAUCAUUUCAUCGAACUGAAUCUUUAACUUCUUUCAAAAUGAAACUUUAUUUUAUAUUAUUCCUUGCCAUAGCGACCUGCCUGGCAUAUGUACAGGCACAGGAUGAUACUACAACUACUACAACCGCAGCUAGUGAUACCACCACGACAACAGCAGCUGGAGAUACUACCACGACAACAGCAGCUGGAGAUACUACCACGACAACAGCAGCUGGUGAUACUACCACGACAACAGCAGCUGGUGAUACCACUACUACUACAGCAGCUGGAGAUACCACCACCACAACAACAACAGCAGCGACCACUAAAACUACUCGGAAGAGAACUACUAGAAGAAGACGAAGAACCACACGAAGAAGAAGAAGAACCACACGAAGAAGAAGAACCACCCGAAGAAUCAGGAUCAUUCGAAGAACAAGGCGUGCAAAUGGCGGUAAUGCAGCUAACGGCGGCAAUGGCGGAAACGGCGGCAGACGAGUUAUAAGAAGACGUAGGAUUAUCGAAGGCUAAAUAUUUAUGUCAUGAAUACAAAAUGAACACCGAAACUAAAUUGAAUAAAUUACAAAAAUAGUUAUCCAGCAGAAUAA